AUGGCGCUCAUGAUUUACGCCGGGCAGACGGAGGAGUUCUUCAAGCAGGCGGCGGGAGCAGAGGACUUCGUGACUCCGCAGAUGGCGUUUAACGCCCUGGCCGACGUCCUGCAGUCUCUCGGUGAUAUUAAGAACGACAAGAGGUGGAGCCGGGUGCAGCCGCCGGAGACUUUUGGCCGGAGAAGCGUAAAGCAGCAUGAAGCAACUGAGACGCCACACCGGAUGAUCAAUGACCUCGAGGUAAUCCUGAUUAUUGACCUGGGCAACAUCCAGACUCCUUCGGGCCAGUAUAGAGACCAAGAUUGGAAGAGUAUGCGAUCGGAGGCUACACCAGAGCGGCCAUCUGCUUCUAUCUCCACCAGUGAGGGCUUCUAUGCCACUCUGGGGGGUGUCCAGAGCUGA
Trichoderma citrinoviride is the source of this 402-nucleotide messenger RNA. RefSeq lists its product as hypothetical. Bases 1 to 402 code for a protein of 133 amino acids. The record is from RefSeq and is a predicted model, not a curated record. NCBI's taxonomy places the organism in Eukaryota, Fungi, Ascomycota, Sordariomycetes, Hypocreales, Hypocreaceae. The transcript has a single exon.